Daphnia magna is the source of this 713-nucleotide messenger RNA. RefSeq lists its product as uncharacterized. Lineage: Eukaryota; Metazoa; Arthropoda; Branchiopoda; Diplostraca; Daphniidae. The record is from RefSeq and is a predicted model, not a curated record. The coding region runs from base 84 to 662 and encodes 192 amino acids. The transcript is spliced from 3 exons.
UAGUUAAACCAUGGUUAAACUUCUUAAUAACAGUGUUGCCAGUGAGAAACACGCUUCUGCAGACGAAUUGAUUUACGUUCCUAAUGUGUCGGUGUCACGUUGUUUUACUUUCUUCACAUAAACGUGAUCAACCAAACAGAGUGAUGACAACAAAAGCUCUAGACAUUGGCAAGGGCGGAGAGUUCUCGCUCCGAGCCCUCUUCGAUCAGAACAAUCUUAGCGUUGAACCAGAAGAACAAUGUUUAGAUGUGCCACAUGAACCAGUCGCUCGGAAAGCACAAAGAAUUGUCUUUGAAAAGGAAGUAGAGAGCCAUGUGGAGCAACAAAGCUACUGGAAAAAUGCUGGUAUGUGGUCGGAACCACUGUUUUUUUCCACUGGAGAUACACGUUUUAAAGAGGCUGUAGAUUUUAUUCACCAAGCAGCAAAAGAGGAACCAUACCGCGACAGAAAUAAAUGGUAUGAACAGCGAGAAUUACUGAAACAAUAUUAUCGCAACAAAAUGCGCCGAAACUCACUAUGGUUGGCGGGAACUAACCAGCAAACACAGAAGAAACGACCGUUAAUAGACGCAUCAGACGAGUCAUCGUUUCAAUAUUUUGGCCAGCAGGACGAAAUCGAACGUCAAAAGAAAAAGAAACCUCACAGGACUUUUUUCAAAUGAAUUUACCGUAUUAUACAGAAGGUUCAAUAAAUUUCUGUGUUUUUCUUUGUA